AUGUCGUCUCCAGAAUAUGUUGGGCUCGAUCGCCUUGAGGAGUAUCAUUACGAUUCUUUGUCUUUAGCCCUCCACAAUGUUCUUAACACUGAUAUCGCGCUUAUGACAUACGCCCAAAUUAUCGACGGUCUUCCAACCGUCGAUGUUGUCUGGGACCGAUAUUCGGCCACGUAUGAACCUUCUCAUCCUAUAAUCAAUCACAAAACGCUCUGUGAAGGAGCAUUAGAGAAGGCCAAGGGUUUCCGUGCACAGUUCUCUAUGGCUGGUGUGGUGGUUAAUCUGGAGAAACUAAAUUCGUAUCAGAAGACGGAACCUUCGUCACGUGCCUUUCACCUACGACUGAUUGAGAUGACUGCGUGUGCUGUACAUCAAAUUGGUGUUCAACUGUCACAGCUAGAAAAAUGGGGGCGACCUCCCGAUGAUUUGUGUCGCUUUCCACCGAAGCCGACAAUGUUCAUCGCGACUCAGUUCACUGCUCAUGACCGGUACCCAAACGGUGUCGAUGAUAUGGUUGGAUAUUGGGCAGAAAAUCGUAUCCUAGGCGGGGUAGCACUAUUUGACCAUUCACAGGCAUGGACAGGUGAGGAUGAGCCCAACGUGUACUUUCAGUGUACCCGCGCUAGAGUCACGUUCCGUGUCUGUCAGCUUCUCGAUAUUCAACAGUCGGCCUUGAUAUCCUUCCUUCUUGCAGACCCCGAGGACGCCGAUACCAAGUGCCCGCUGCCUAUCCUACCAACGUCCGAAAAAAGAGUUCGAAUAGACCCAGGAGAUGCUAUUCCAGUUAAGAAAGUUUACAGAGACAUUUGGGAAAGGAAGCUUCCCCCAAGACGGUGGAGGGCGCCGCGACUGGAACGCCCUAAGUCAUCUUUGGACUAUCCAGAGUUAGAUACCGAUGCAGAGGUUGAGCGUCUCAACAGAAUGUAA
This is a messenger RNA of Fusarium verticillioides 7600, 924 nucleotides long. RefSeq lists its product as hypothetical. The record is from RefSeq and is a predicted model, not a curated record. NCBI's taxonomy places the organism in Eukaryota, Fungi, Ascomycota, Sordariomycetes, Hypocreales, Nectriaceae. The transcript is spliced from 3 exons. Bases 1 to 924 code for a protein of 307 amino acids.